CCGUCGCGUCACCGACCGCUCGUGCUUGCGUUGCGUAUGAUAGCAACCCCUCGUCCGACGGUAGCGUCUCGCGUCACCGCCGCAUCCCGCAUCGUUGUCCGCCUACACCGCUCCGGCCGCAGCCUUGGCAAGUGCCUUCACACGCGCUGGGUCAGGUGCAGCAGCAGCCAGUGCGCAAGCGGGAGGCGAGUUCACGGGAAGAGAGGAGCUGGUGGCGAUGAAGGUGGUGGAGCUCAAGGAGGAGCUGGGCGAGCGUGCCGAGGCCCUCUCAGGCAACAAAGUGAGCGAGUAUUUGGAGAGCGCCGCGGGCGCCGACGGAGCCAGUAGAAU
Messenger RNA from Emiliania huxleyi CCMP1516, 330 nucleotides. RefSeq lists its product as hypothetical. NCBI's taxonomy places the organism in Eukaryota, Haptophyta, Isochrysidales, Noelaerhabdaceae. The transcript has 3 exons. Bases 37 to 327 code for a protein of 96 amino acids. The record is from RefSeq and is a predicted model, not a curated record.